GCGGGAGCUUCCAAAACAGCUGAUGGUGGACUGGGCUUAUGACGGGGAUAAACCAUAAUAACAGCCAGACAUCAUGAGGGACCUGAGUGCCCUGAUUUUCGGAGCUAUAUUGGUAAAACAGGUGCUGGGGGAGUAUGGCAUGGCGCACGUCAGUGAGAGAGGGAAGAGUAAAGGGAAGGACUACUGCAUCCUGUUCAACUCCCAGUGGGCACACCUACCUCAGGAUCUCAACAAGGCGUCCCGGCUCCAGAUCCAUGACCUGACUGCUUCUGUGCUGUGCUCCCCGUCAGAGGUGCCCGCAGGUGGGUUCCCCAACCGCAUUCCCAUGGUGCUUAGGGGGAACUGCACUUUCUAUGAGAAGGUCAGGCUGGCUCAGAUCAACGGGGCCAAGGGGCUGCUCAUCGUCAGCAAAGACAGGCUGACCCCCCCUGCAGGAAACAGGACCCAGUAUGAAGAGAUUGACAUCCCUGUGGCCCUCCUCAGCUUCACAGACAUGCUGGACAUCAGCAAGACCUUCGGGAAGGGCGGAGAAGUCGCCCUGUAUGCACCAAAUGAGCCGGUCCUUGAUUACAACAUGGUGAUCAUUUUCCUGAUGGCUGUGGGCACCGUGGCUAUUGGAGGCUACUGGGCUGGGAGCCGGGACAUCAAGAAGCGAUACAUGAAGCACAAGAGGGAUGACAGUGCAGAGAAGCAGGACGAGGAGACCGUGGACGUGACUCCUAUCAUGAUCUGCGUGUUUGUGGGCAUGUGCUGCUCCAUGCUGGUCAUGCUGUAUUACUUCUAUGAUCACCUAGUGUACAUGAUAAUCGGAAUAUUCUGCCUGGCAGCCUCCAUAGGGCUCUACAGCUGCCUAUCCCCCUUCGUGCGGAGAAUCCCCUUCGGGAAAUGCAGAAUCCCUGAAAAUAACCUACCGUACUGCCACAAGCGCCCCCAGCUGCGGAUGCUCCUGCUGUGCAUGUUCUGCGUGGCAGUCAGCGUGAUCUGGGGAGUCUUCAGGAACGAGGACCAGUGGGCCUGGGUGCUGCAAGACACUCUGGGGAUUGCAUUCUGCCUUUACAUGCUCAAAACUAUCAGGUUGCCUACUUUCAAGGCCUGCACUUUGCUGUUGACCGUGCUGUUUGUCUACGAUGUUUUCUUUGUAUUUAUAACCCCAUUCUUCACAAAGAGUGGUGAGAGUAUCAUGGUGGAAGUAGCUGCUGGUCCUUCAGAUUCAUCUACCCAUGAGAAGCUGCCUAUGGUUCUGAAGGUUCCUCGGCUGAACUCCUCGCCCCUGGCUCUUUGUGACCGUCCUUUCUCCCUCUUGGGGUUCGGGGACAUCCUGGUGCCCGGACUGCUGGUGGCCUAUUGCCACAGGUUUGACAUCCAGAUGCAGUCCUCCAGGAUCUAUUUUGUGGCUUGCACUAUAGCCUAUGGAGUCGGCCUGCUCAUCACGUUUGUUGCCUUGGCUUUGAUGCAGAUGGGACAGCCUGCCCUGUUAUACCUGGUGCCUUGCACUCUCCUCACUAGCCUGGCAGUGGCGCUGUGGCGCAGGGAGUUGCACAUGUUCUGGACAGGCAGUGGCUUUGUGAAAGAUGUCCCCCAGCCUCCUCUUGUCAUGGCGCCCAUCAGCUGCACCCAGUCCCCAGAACCACCCACUGAGGAGCCCCUGACCAAUCCUGAGUUCCCGGGCGCCGAGGCCACCAAUCAAAUCGAAGAUCCUCCUCCCCAGGCGAAGACCCUCUCCAAAGAGGAGGCUAGCCAGUCUGAAUAGAGGACACUGUCUUAGGAUAUCAUUUUUUAAAAUAUUAUUUCUUUGGUUGUUUUUUUUUGUAUAAGACUGGGAUGUGAUUUGGCAAAAGGCCUAGUCUGGUAGGGAGCACUACAGCGGAGUGCAAACGUGAACACUACGUACUUGGCAGCAAGGAAGGAGGGAACUCGGCCACAACACUCAAGUGACAUUCAGAAUCGCUAAGCUCUAAAUUGUGGGUGCUGGAAGGCAAGUAGAUGAGGCAUCACCCCUAACCGAAACACGCCCCCAAAAAGCACAGAGGAGACCACACUGCAGUGCUCAUGUGGUGCUUUGGCUGGGAAGUGACAUCGGCAUCCCCACCCUUUCCCAUUUUCCCAUUUCGACAUGGAUCCUACUAGUACCUGUUGUCAAGCAAUAAUCCUGGCAGACCUGCCUGCGAAACCAGGGGGCUGCUUUGCAUCCGCGCCGUGCAGUCGGUCGGCUCAAGUAAAGAGUCAGUCAGUGCAAGAGGCAGCUGUGGAUCAGUCAAUUGAGGCUUUAGGCUGUUUUUUUUUUAAACCCGAGUAUGUAAAAUGGCACAGUUGCAAUAUCCAAACACUAUGUGGUGCUAUUAAACAAAAAGUAGAUCAUGAGAGAACCAAAGUUCAACGAUAACACCUUUAACCAGAUGUGAUUAAAGUAAGGUGGGUUUUUUUUGCUUGUCUUGAUCACAUCUUAUGCUGGGGUGGAGGUCUCUAAUCCUGGUUGUGGAGGUGUGUCUGCAGGCUUUCCUAACACUCUUUAGUGCCGUUGCACCUAAAGACCUGAGAGAAGGUGUUAAAUUGGUACAGUUAAGCCCUUAAGAGUACAAACCUGCAGACACACUGGCUCUAAAGCAAAAGGAUUUGCGACUCCUAGCAUCAAGGGCAUAUGUGCUCAAGUUUCAAUGCUUAAGAAUGUGGGUGCAAACAGUAUUGCUGAAAAUCAACCUGACAACUCUUUUUGUAAGCAUGGUGGAACUAGCAUUCAAAUGCCCAGUUUUGUGCUUGAUUUACCCCAAUUUUAUAAUCCUAAAAAAGUAAGAACUUUCUCACCCUAAAUCCCAGAUUGAGGAUGAAUGGGUGAAAUUUAAAAUCUGGUUCAGAAUUUGACUAGUGCAUUUUUUCCUGGGGAAAAAAAAAGAUCUAAAAAACUGUUAUCUGUGUGUUUGGUUUAUAAGGUUAAUGGUGAGCCAGGGUCUUUUUAUAGUAAUUGACUUAGUGAAUUUCCUCCGAUUCCUGAUAUAGGCAUUUGCCGUUAAAAUGUCUUAGAGAAAAAGAAUUUAAAGGAGAAAUUAGAUGGGGGAAUCUAAAUGAAGUCUCAUUUUAUCAAAGUGGUGCUGAACAAGACUUUGCUGUAUUUCUCUUAGUUUUAUACACACCAUGUGCCCUUCACACUGUUUUCAGACUGAAGCUCAAUGGACUUUCAUGUGAGAAUCCAGUACAUGUUAUGGUUACAUAGAAUUCUCCUUUAUAUCAGACUCAAAUCCAGACCUAUUCUUGCACCUAAGUAAUGGUCUGAGGUUGAAAAUGUACAUAAUGUUAAAACGUCACUAGAAUGUGUUCUUGGAUUAGAUUUCUGGGUGUUUGUAACCUUCGGACUGUUGUGCCGUCAUUAACAUUUGGAAUUCUCUGUCCCGUGACAGUGGAACACAGUAGGACGUGGGGUUUUGGGCUGUGGAGAAAUCAGACAUGGGAAUGUUAGAAAUGUUGCAUUGCUAAAGAUUCUACACAAAAUUCUGUCAGCCUGUUUUUAAAAUGCUACAUAAUUGGGUAUACCUGAAAUAACUUAGAAUUCUGAAUGUUCUUCAUGCAUAUUGAUGUAAUUUUGCUGGACAACUUUUCAGGGAUGUAAUGAGUUACUCAUACUGCUCAACAAUAUUUAUAUAUAUAUAUAUCCCUAUAUUUAUCUCUUCAUUUUGAGCAGUGCAUCUUGAAAAAUCCCAUGCACUGGAUGCAAGGGAAGGAUAUUUCUCAUUUUAAAAAAUGUCUUUUGAGAUAGUUUGACUCCAGACAACAUUCUGCAGAGUUACUGUCCCUUUUUUGGGGGGAACUGGCAUUAUUGCAGAAAAUAGUCACUUCAAAACUGCGAGCAGAAGCAUUUCCUUUUCCUCGCCUGAAGGCUGGAUGGUGGACAGUAUGCUGUUCCCCAUAAUUACAGAACUGACUCUGUGAUAUGGUACUGUCCGUGUAGGCAAUUUGCUGUUGAGUUGACCUGUGGGUUGUGUCUCAACACAGGUUAUAGCAGGGGCUUAUACAGCAGUCAUGGUUACUGCAAGUAAGUAGCAGUACACUACAGAAGCAAAUCUCAUGUGUGUGGUAUGUUGAGUUGAGUGCCCAUGUAAAAGGAUGCCUACAGGCCUCAAGCUUGUGUAGAAUCUGACUUUGACUGAUACUGCUAUAAGUGUCAAUGGACUGAGGGAGCCAAGUGAGUUUUUAAUACCUCAGUUGAGGAUCGAGUACAAUAAAGUUACAAAUAAAA
Molecule: messenger RNA, 4228 nt
Organism: Lepisosteus oculatus (spotted gar)
Lineage: Eukaryota; Metazoa; Chordata; Actinopteri; Semionotiformes; Lepisosteidae
Gene: sppl2b
Product: signal peptide peptidase-like 2
Biological process (GO): membrane protein proteolysis
Cellular component (GO): lumenal side of endoplasmic reticulum membrane; Golgi-associated vesicle membrane; cytoplasmic side of endoplasmic reticulum membrane
Molecular function (GO): aspartic endopeptidase activity, intramembrane cleaving
Source: RefSeq, a predicted model, not a curated record